This is a messenger RNA of Dissoconium aciculare CBS 342.82, 1344 nucleotides long. RefSeq lists its product as uncharacterized. The coding region runs from base 1 to 1344 and encodes 447 amino acids. The record is from RefSeq and is a predicted model, not a curated record. The transcript is spliced from 3 exons. Lineage: Eukaryota; Fungi; Ascomycota; Dothideomycetes; Mycosphaerellales; Dissoconiaceae.
AUGUUUGGUCGUGGUGGUGGUGGUGGUGGUGGUCGUCGUCGUCGUCGUCUGGUCGUCUGGUCGUCUGGUCGUGACAUCCGUGGAUCAUCCGCCCAUCAUCCAGAUAGAAGAAGUAGCGCGGAUGCCGUCAGUCGGUCGGUCGGUCGCACUACUGCUAGGUACUAUUCAUCACUCCACCCACAGCAAAACACAAACCACAACCACACCACAUCGAAUCCCUCCUCACUCCCGAGGGCAAGACCUCCCUUCCGUGGACGAACAUUUCACAUCAAUAUCAUCUAUACAUACAUCAGCACUCCCACCGUCUCCUCGCCUCACGACGAACAAAGCUCAACCGGAUUGAAGAAAAGCUUUUCGCCGGGAGACGAAACAUUCAAGACCAUCGAUUCCGCGGUAGCCAUCAUGUCUUCCCUCCCGCUCCCAUCACCGUCAGGCCGGUCGCGCUCCGGCUCCAACUCCUCCGCCCCGAGAUACACGCCCGACAGCCAUCAUCACCACCAACGACAACCAUCCCCAUCGGCGUCCUCUCCGCCCAUCCCGAUGCCCGAGCCCGGCGCUCCCUACCAACCGUCCCCACUCUCCGCCGGCGCCCCCGACGGUCGACCCGCCGUGCUCCUCGCCGGCGUCGUCCCGGGCACCACGCUGCCCUACCCGGCCGAACGGGGGCCCUCCUCCACGCGGCACCUCAGCAGCAGCGGCGGCAACGACGACCGCACCCGCCGGGCGAGCCACGCCUCGCAGCGCAGUCAUCGCUCCUCCCACGGCCGACCCCGGAACGACUCGUCCGGCUCCUCCUCGGGCGACGAGAAGCACGUGCACUUCGACCGCCGGACGCUCCAGCGCACCGCGGCCGCCAACAACGCCGGCUCGUCCUCCUCCUGCGCCGUCGACGAUGACGACGACGACGAAGGGAAAUCCUCCCAGAGGCUCCCACCGCGCUCCCAACAACAACAACACCGCCGUCCCUCGUCCUCCUCCCACGCGCGCCACCGCUCCACCUCCUCCCCGAUCCGCAAUUCCUCCUCACACGCCUAUGGCGCCUAUCCCCCCUCGCCCCGCGCACGGGAAGACGAAGGGAGAGGAGGCGACGACGACUACUACCACCCGUCCUCUUCCUCCUCCCCACGGCGCUCGAACGAUCGGUACCGACCGGACCAUCUCACGGGGGAUCCCUCAUCCCCCCACCACCGUCGCCGAUCGGACAACGGCGGCGACCGCGCCCACCACCACCACCAGCACAGCCAUCAUCGUCCUCCGCGACCGGCCGAGAUGGAUCGCCGCCCGACGCUGGGCGACACCGUCAUGUCGUUGGCGCAGGGUCUGAAGGACUACGUCUCGCGUUGA